Megalopta genalis is the source of this 660-nucleotide messenger RNA. Its product is annotated as protein G12. The record is from RefSeq and is a predicted model, not a curated record. NCBI's taxonomy places the organism in Eukaryota, Metazoa, Arthropoda, Insecta, Hymenoptera, Halictidae.
AUGAAAUUCGUAGUAGCAGCUUUGGUCGUUCUGGCAGCAGCCGGUCCCCUCGCAACCGCCUGGAAGGUGCCCCCAGCAGGCUCAGGUGCUCUCGCCAAGGAGCUCCAGGACUUCGUGGAUGUGCUCCCGGUGGAGAAAGGCGUCGAAAUCGUCAGAGCCUACAUUGCUCAGGACAAACAAGUCCAGGCUCUCCUGAAGAUCGCCGGAUCUCCGCUAAGCUCAGCCUUAGUCAAGGAAGUGGAAGCAGUGCCUGAGUUCAAACAGCUGGCCAACUACAUCCAGAAAGCCGGCCUGGACAUCUACCUUUUGCUGAACCAUUUGAACAAAGCCUUGAAGCUCGACCCGAUCAAGCCUCUGUCCACCUACGUCGUAAUCAGUGGCAACGGAGUCAGUGGUCUUGUGAAGGACCUGAGGGCAAUCAUUCCCUACGAUAAACUCCAUGAUUUGUACAUUGAGAAGGUGGGGAAAUCCGCCGUGUUCAAGGACUUUAUCGUAGAAGUCAGUUCCCCCAAGUACCAAAAGUUGCACGAAGUCAUAGUCAACAGCCAGAACUUGAAGAGCAUUGCCCUGGAAUCGAAGAACGCUGGAGUUAACCCUGAUGACUUCCCUGAAGGAUACAGCGUGCUCUUGACUGCCCACGUUGUCCGCAACCGGGCCUAA